Branchiostoma floridae (Florida lancelet) is the source of this 3608-nucleotide messenger RNA. RefSeq names its product histone acetyltransferase KAT6A-like. The record is from RefSeq and is a predicted model, not a curated record. The transcript has a single exon. Lineage: Eukaryota; Metazoa; Chordata; Leptocardii; Amphioxiformes; Branchiostomatidae. The coding region runs from base 38 to 2224 and encodes 728 amino acids.
CUGCUGGAAACAGUCCCAUCAAGAACCCGCCAAGGAAAUGAAGCUGUCUCCCUCCUCCAGGUCAUCAUUGCCACUCGGUAGAUCUGCACUGAGACCCAUCAGACGAACUCCCAAGGAGGAGACGCCAGUAGUUAGUGCAGCGCCCAUUCCCCCCACACUCCCAAAGGAGAAAAAGGUGCAAAAGGAGAGUGCUCACACCACCGCACAAGUCACCAAGGAACCGCUUUCCAAAGAUGCAGCUGAAAAAUUCAAGAAAGACGAGGAGGUAGACAGACCUACAUCUCCAGUUGUGCCAACAGAAGUAAUAGACAGUUAUACAGUCCCCAAGGUCCCAUCACCAAUCCCUUUUGCAGAGGAAGAUAUGAAGGAAGAGGACACUGAAGAACAGAUCAAUGAUGUAGAUGAUAGUCCUGUUGUGACUCCAUCACCUAAAAAGGUGCUGUCUGCACCCCAACCUUGUAAGCCCUCACAUCUGCCAGUUAUUGCUUCUACCCCUGCAACUAAAAAUGUUGAACCUCGUCAGGCAAAGACAGAAAAUACUGUAGAUGAAGAUCAGACACAUGUCGGCACUGUUGUGAAUGAAGAACCUCCAGUGACCACAGAGGCUAGUAGCAGUGUGGCAACUGAGUUGCCAGCUGUGGAGAAGAACGUUAACAGCAAUGUUGUUCCCAGACAGCUAGAAGAAUGUAGUAGUGAUGCCAAUGUUGUGGUCGACCAGCCAGAAGUGAAGACAUCACCGCUUACUGAACUUAAGAUUGUGGAAGAGGGACAGAGUGAUGAUGAAGACAUUGAGGUGGAGAAGAUCAGUUCAGUGGAGGAAAAAAGCAUUAACUCAAUCAUUUCCGGGCCUGCUGAGGAAAAGUGUCACCCUGAGGAAAAUAACGAGAAAAACAGGUCUGAGGUACCAACAGAAACAAAACCACCUUUGGACAAUUCUGAAACAACCGAGAAAGGAACUUCAGAACCAACUGAUCCCAAUGUUGCUUCAGUCAGGCAGCUGCGCGCUCGAUGGGAGAACCGCUUCUCUGCAAGUUUUGACGCAUCGCCAACGAAAGAGGAACAGGAGAAUGACGUGCCUGCCAGACCAAAGAGUCAAAUUGUCACCUCUUUUCUAAAGGAGUUUGAAGAGACCCUCCAGCCCAAGUGUUUUGCUCCUUCAGAUAAAGUCGUCCUUCGUUCUGGUUUGGCAACUCAAAGCCAACCAGUCUUUAUUCGGCAACUGAGCCACCCUAUCCCCAAACGUGCCAUGUACUACCCCAAUCCCAACGCAUCGACCGAUACCUUGAAAAGAUGCAGCCAUCCCAGUUCUGUAUCCGCUGUUUACAACACCUCCCCUUCUGCCGAAGGUCAGACACUCACACUCGAUAGACGGAUUACAAAACUCCACGGAUCCAGCAUGUUGAGUACUCAGAAUGAGUUAAAGUCGCAAUCUCUGGCUGCUGCCACCGGAACUCUCAGAUUACCAAAACCCCCCAAGCCUCCAAGAAGUGUGUCCUUGGCGGCCACCAAAGAUUCGCCCAAUGCAGACCCUUCACACCCUCCCCCUCCCAAACCUAAGCCUAAACCCAAACCUAGACCUCCAGUAAGACACACCCCAAUUAUGAGGGAAUCCUCCAGUAGUAACGAGGCAUUGGAUACCCCGGAAAGCUCCAACUCCACGAACGCAGCCCAAAAUGAGAAGACAAAUAACGCCCCUGCUGCGACCCCAUCGUACAUCGUGACUGCAAGAGCGGCUGUCAACUUUGCCUGCACCUACGCUGUGGCGGACUCCCUGCUGUGCGAAACGCAACGUAACAUGCAGAACGUGGGAAACGCAGCCAUGCGGGCCGGACAACCCAGCGUGAACGACCAGAAACAGGCAGUGCUAAAUGCUCAACGAGAGUUUAGCAAUGCCACCCGCCAGCUCGUGGGCAUUGCCGUGAGUGUUGACGGACUGAAGGACCUCCCCAGUACCUUCACCGCAUGCACCAACCACCUGAAGGAGCUCUGCGAGGUCGCCCAGGCUCUCAUGCAGUCCCUGGGUCGCACGGACCAGGCGCGGGCUCUGGGGCAGCGCCUGUGCGACGUCAUCUCGUCGUUCCGGGACACGGUGAAGGCAAUGGAGGCGGCUGUGGGGAAGCCUGCGGGCGACACCAGCAGGACCCUCCUCAGCAGACAAACCACGACCUUGGCGGCCGUCAUGUCUGCUCUGCAGAGGUCACUCAGGUCACUACAAGCCAGAUAAUAAGGGCAGAACUGGACUCUGUAGAGUGCUCACACUACACAUUGUUGAAGACUGAGUUACCAGUAGUUGCUACGGUGUCUGGUUAUCAUAACCAAGAUGUCAACUGCUGUAUUCAUGUCAAAGAUGUGUGUACCAUCUCCACGUUCUUAUGUAUACUUGGUUUGUCAUUGCUGCUUUUAAACUUACCUCAUACAAUGUCUAUAGAAGAGCCGAUGAUGUGAAUGCAGAAUGAUGCAGUGUCAUAAUACUAACUAUAUGUUAGCCAUUCUAUCCUCGGUCUACAGUCAAACCUGUCUAUAGUGAUUGAUCAUGUAGUAGACAGGUGUCCACUAUAGACUAGAUUCACAGUGGCCUGGUAGUCUGUAUGAUACAGAUGUGGCCACUAUUAUUAGCUAGUACAGAUUUAAAUGUACAUGUACUUUAGCACUCAAGUCACAGACCCCACACAGGUGAGGCAUAUUAAGAGGUAUUUUGUUAAUUAAAAGGAUUCUCAAGAGUAAAGACUGUAGCACAAUAUUUAGUAUGACUGUUACUUGUAAGUUGCCACUACAGGUCAGUAGUAAGUAGUAUACAAAGUAGCUCAUGAUGUAACAUAGGAAGUACGAUGAAACAAUUCUUAGAGCAAAUAAGUAGGGAAUACCAUAGAUUUGCGUAUAGCAAACAGUUGUCAGUUUUACCAGUAUUUUCAUGGCUUAGUUAACUGUUAAGAAUAGCAGAUUGACCAGUGUUACCUUUGGGGGAUGUAGGACUAUAAUAUAAGUUUUGUCCCAAGAAGAAAACCGCUUUGCCAAAUUGCUUGAUAUCCCGUAGUUAUUGGACCCCCUCACAACAUUUAAGUGCCACCUCUUUAUUGUAGCUUUUGAAACGUGAAGUAAAUUGUGUAGUAGCCCAGAUUUAAGAACAUUAUAAUGACAGCAAGCCACAGAAUGAGAUUCGAAGGUAGUAAUGCAGAGAUGGUCAAUUGUGCGUUAUUGCUAUCAAAUAGCCAUAGGCUGUCAUGCGAGUACUGGUAAUGUUCAUGGUAGUUUUAUGUUUGCAGUUUUUGCUUUGACCUAUCGCUGUAAGAUCAUCAUAGAAUGAACAUGAUUGUUCAGCCUUGCAUGUCAUUGCUAUGGUUUUUCCUUGCAACUGCAACCUUGAAAGUUAAAACAUUGCAAAUGUCUCCUUGCCCCUCCCACUGUGAAAUUAAGUCCCCAUGAAGAUUUCUUUAAUAGUACACAUAUCUGCCAGUAUUCCCUUUCUACUGGUCAGAUUGGUAUGAGUUUAAUACAGUCUUACCUUGGCUUGAAGAAAACCUUUAGAAAAUGGUGCACUGGCAAAAAUGGUACAAUCUUUAUAACAAAACUAAGUACAGUUUUUACUUAUUUUGUUGAAUCAGGAGAUU